Botrytis porri is the source of this 1266-nucleotide messenger RNA. RefSeq lists its product as uncharacterized. Bases 1 to 1266 code for a protein of 421 amino acids. NCBI's taxonomy places the organism in Eukaryota, Fungi, Ascomycota, Leotiomycetes, Helotiales, Sclerotiniaceae. The record is from RefSeq and is a predicted model, not a curated record. The transcript is spliced from 3 exons.
AUGGCGAUUUUUAACGAUCUGGCCAUAGCGACUACGCGACGUCCUUAUCCGUUUGUCCUCGGGCUUCUCCUCACGCUCCUCGUCUUCCUCUACACCACUGGACCACAGAAGUUCUCUCCGGCGCCGCCUCCACGGAUAUAUACCCCCACUGUCGGUCAUGGAUCUGAUGCGCAACGGGACUCGGAAGAUUAUCGGAAUUUGUUCUUGACGCAGGAGCAAUGCGAUGUCGCGUUCCCGGGACUGUUUGAGGAGGUGGAGAGACCGGUUAAGCUGAGAAUGAACAAGAAGGUGAUGAGGAAGGAAUUGGAUGACACGCCGGCGUUGAAUGGGUUUAUCCGGGCGAUGAUUUAUGAUCAGCAGUUAUACAUAAUCGACACCUACGGCAAAAUCUACUCCCGCGGCAUCGCCACCCUCCAUGCUCUCCACCGCGCAAUGCUCACCUCCCCCGAACCCCUCCCUAACAUCGAAUUUACCAUGAACGUAGACGACAAGAUGGAAGGACAUCCCCAAUGGCUCUACGCACGACAAGCCAAAAAUCAAGAAACAUGGCUCAUGCCCGAAUACGGGUUCUGGUCAUGGCCCGAGACAAAAAUCGGUAGCUACGGGGAAAUGCAAAUGAAAGCCAUCCUGACCGAGAGCGAGUGGCCCUGGAGUCGGAAGAUCGACAAACUAUUAUGGCGCGGCGCGACGAUGAAUCUGGAGGUGCGCCAGAAAUUUAUUAAUGUGACGGAGGGCAAGGCGUGGGCGGAUGUCAAGACGCUGGAUUGGCAUAAUGAGGGGAGUAUGAAGAAUGAUUUGAAGAGUAUGGAUGAACAUUGUCAAUACAAGUUUCUGGCGCACACGGAAGGAAACUCGUAUUCUGCGCGGCUGAAGUAUCUCCGGAAUUGUCGCUCGGUGAUUGUGGCGCAUGAAUUGGAGUGGAUGGAAUUUUUCCAUCCGUUGAUGAAGAAGGAGGGGCCGGAACAGAAUUACAUAGAGGUGGAUAGGGAGUUUAGGGGGUUGGAAAAGAAGAUGGGGGAGUUGAUGGAGGGGAAGGAUCGCAAGGAGAUAGAGGAGAUUGCGGAGAGGAGCGUGAGGGUUUUUAGAGAGAGGUAUCUUACGCCGGCGGCGGAAACGUGUUAUUGGAGACGUUUGAUUAGGGGCUGGAAAGAGGUGAUGGGGUUUGAGGUGGAGUUUUUUAACGUGACGAAGGGGGAGAAGAAGUGGAGGGGGGUGCCGGUGGAAUCUUUUAUGUUGGAGAGGAGGUUGGAGUGGGAUCCUUAUUAG